GUCGAACACUCGCACCCGCAGCAACGGAAACAACGGCCUGCAGAGAACCCGGCCGGAGAAAAUAUAAAAUCGAGCCGCGUGACGGGAACUACCACGACAGCACUUCGGCGCUCCGGCCCCCAUCCAACCGCUGCCUCCCCGAUCUCGGCGCCCGAUCAGGCUCCUCUCCGACCGUCCUCCGAGUCCUUGCCUCCUUGGAGGAGCUUCGAGCCUGACCCGGGCGUCCCAUGGUGGGUCCGAUACAUCGGGGCCGCGAGAUCUAGGGUUUUCGAGCCGCGGUGGGAGCGAUGGGGCGCCGGAAGAUCACGACGGCGGCGGCGGCGGCGGCUCCUCCUCGGGGCUCGUCAAGGGCUGGGGACGGUGUCAUAUCAGAAAUUCGGGAGAAACAUAAAUUGGAAUUGGAGAAUUUGACGCUAACAAAGCAUCCAUUCAGGACAUUGCACUUCUUCAACUUAGCUAUGUUGCAAUACUUCAAAAGAUUAGCAACAUAUAUCCUAAGUAAAGGUGCUUUGUUUGUUCUCCUAAUUGUUUUGGUGGUAAUUCCUGGAGUUACGCUUCUGGUUACAGAUGGUCUGCACAAAAAGCAUGUCCAGGAGUUCCUUAAUUAUGCUAGAUUUGUGUUGUGGUGGGUUUCAUUAGGCGUUGCCUCGUCAAUUGGACUAGGUUCGGGUUUGCAUACAUUUGUGCUUUAUCUUGGGCCCCAUAUUGCUCUCUUCACUAUCAAGGCCGUUCAAUGUGGCCGAAUUGAUUUGAAGACCGCUCCAUACGAUACCAUACAGCUUAAACAGGCACCAUCAUGGCUUGAUAAGAAGUGUUCGGAAUUUGGAUCACCAAUGUACCAUGCAUCAGAUCAUUCAGUGAUGAUCCCAGUCUUUGAUUUACUCCCACAGGUUCAGUUGGAAGCUGUUCUUUGGGGUAUCGGGACAGCACUGGGCGAGCUUCCUCCUUAUUUUAUAUCACGAGCUGCUCGUUUGUCAGGAAGUGAGAUAGAAGCUGUUAAGGAGCUGGAUGUUGCUCCGUCGACAGAAGAUGGUCCAAUAGCAUCGACUCUGAAUCGCACAAAACGCUGGCUUCUUUCUCACUCUCAGCAUCUCAACUUCUUCACUAUCUUGAUACUUGCUUCGGUUCCAAACCCGCUGUUUGACCUUGCUGGUAUCAUGUGUGGUCAAUUUGGUAUACCAUUUUGGGAGUUCUUCUUUGCAACUUUGAUUGGGAAGGCCAUCAUCAAGACUCAUAUUCAGACACUCUUUAUCAUCUCGUUAUGCAACAACCAACUCUUGUAUUUUAUGGAAAAGGAAUUAAUCUGGAUAUUUGGCCAUAUUCCUGGGUUUUCUGCCACCCUGCCAUCUGUUAUCGCCAAACUCCACAGUGCCAAGGAGAAGUAUUUAUCACCACCGGUGUCAGUCUCACCAUCCUCACAAAUGGAGGAUAAACAGUGGAAUUUCUCUUUCGCACUGGUCUGGAACACUGUAGUAUGGCUUGUGCUUGUGAACUUCUUCGUUAAGAUUGUCACAUCAACGGCUCAGGAUUAUCGGAAAAGGCAGCAGGACGUAGAGAUGGAACUCAUUACUGAUUCCUCGUCCUUGAAUCAUUCUAAAACUAACUAACAGGAAAAUGGUUGUAUUUAUUUGGCUGCAAGUUGCGAAUAUUCUCCUCAGUAGCCUUAACGCCUGGCAAGGCCCUUUGCAGAUGAUACCAACGCUGGUAGAAGUUGUAUUCUUCUGUACAGUGAGCAGAAACAUGGGCUUCGCCAACCUGCCCCAAGUGAUGGCUGCGACCUUUUGUCACCGAGCCUCCGCUGGCAGUUCCUUGAGGAGACCAAGCCUGUUAUUUUUCAGAAGUCACAUGGAUGAACUUUAGGAAUUGUUUGUUUAGCACGAUUGCAUUACUAAGAUGUACGACAGAUAGUACUUUUUACCUGCUCAUUUUGGAAAUACGAUAGCCGCCAGGGCACCUGAUAGGAUUCAACGUUGAUAUGUUUUAUUAUCACGUUCACUAAGCAAAUGCGAAUUUGCAAUUGGAGACAGCUAUAUCUAGUGGAGUUCUUUGGCUA
Messenger RNA from Brachypodium distachyon (stiff brome), 2053 nucleotides. Its product is annotated as vacuole membrane protein KMS1. The transcript has 8 exons. The record is from RefSeq and is a predicted model, not a curated record. Lineage: Eukaryota; Viridiplantae; Streptophyta; Magnoliopsida; Poales; Poaceae. The coding region runs from base 288 to 1607 and encodes 439 amino acids.